This is a messenger RNA of Aspergillus alliaceus, 247 nucleotides long. RefSeq lists its product as uncharacterized. Lineage: Eukaryota; Fungi; Ascomycota; Eurotiomycetes; Eurotiales; Aspergillaceae. The record is from RefSeq and is a predicted model, not a curated record. Bases 40 to 192 code for a protein of 50 amino acids. The transcript has a single exon.
CAGAAAGAUAAGCUAUAGUGCACAAGAUAUGGGGCUCUUAUGCUAUGUCAAUUACAUGACUUCUGCUUCGCCGUCUCAUUUUCUUAUAUUAUUUUUUCACCAUUUCUAAAUAUUUUUUUGUAUACUUUCAUCUAUCUUCCCUCUAUCUAUGGAGGGGCAAAGGAAACCCCACCUCGAUGCCCUAAGCCCUAAACCCCAAACAAAAGGGAACUCAUCAAAAGGACUUUUGUUCUAAUCUGCAAGGUGC